Tetrahymena thermophila SB210 is the source of this 1314-nucleotide messenger RNA. Its product is annotated as FHA domain protein. NCBI's taxonomy places the organism in Eukaryota, Ciliophora, Oligohymenophorea, Hymenostomatida, Tetrahymenidae. Gene Ontology annotation, molecular function: protein binding. The record is from RefSeq and is a predicted model, not a curated record. The transcript has a single exon.
AUGGGUACUUCAUCAAGUUAAAAUAUUUGUGGUGCUGAUUCAUUUUAAGAUGUAUAUGAAAGGAAUUAAACAGAAACUUACCUCCCUUCUAAUUUCUAUCCUUAUCAUAUUAAUCAUUUGCAAAAUUCAGAGUAUCAUCCUCGCACUUAUCGUUAGUUAGAAACAGAAUAUGAUGAUUAUAAUUAAAUUACAAGGGAAUAGCUUUAAAGAUCGAGAUCACCUGUACCUUUGAGAAAAGAAGGUCAUUAAUUUGCUUACCAAACUUACUCUUUAAAUAGCAACAUCAGUUCAAGCUCAAAUAAAAAAUAAACGACAGAAAAUAAUCUUGAUAAAACUAUGAAUUACAAUUACACUGCAACAACUAAAGAGCCACUCUCUCCUUUAAACACAAAUUCUAUGAAACACACUUACACUUCUCCAUUUUAGUACUAGUCGAAUUCUAAGUUGCAAUAAGUGAUGACGUAAAAAUAAAAUGUAAAUGAUACAGAAGAGAUGAAAGAAUAAUAGAGGCAAUUUGCAGAACGUGUUAAGAGAUUAUCAGAAAUAAUAAACUUCGCACCAGUUUUAAGAUUAACUGUCAUAGCAUCAGCUAAUUUAAAAAAAGAUCUUUAUUUAACAAUAAAUGCUUAAGGAUUAUUGAAUGGACUGAGAAAUGAAAAAGACGGAUAUGUGUUUUUUGGUUGUAAGAAAAAGGCAAAGAAAAUAUCAAAAGAUACAAAAUAAGCCUUAGUUAUAAAUGAUUUUAUAAUACCUCCUACUGAUCCAGUCCAAGCAAAGCAAUAAAGAGGCCGACACUUCCAAAUAAAAUAUGAUAUUAAAAACAAUUUCUACUCCAUAGUUGACUUAGGAGUAGGAUUUGGCGUUUUUAAAAAGGCAACUAUUCCUCAUAUAUUACGCAAUCAAGAUCUAAUUAACUUUGGACUUACACUAUGCACUAUAAAAUUUAUUACUAGAGAAAAUCCAAAUAAAAGUUUCUCAUAGAAAUAUUUCUAAAACAAAGAAGAGAUCAUUUUAAAGGCUUAAUUUUAUGGAGGCUAUUCUAAUGGAGAGGUUUAUGAAUUAGAUCCAAAAGAAUACUAAGAAGUCACUUUAGGUAGAUCUGAAAAGUGUUCUUUGUGCUUUAAAGAUAAAUUAAUAUCUAAAGUUUAAUGUUUAAUAUAAUUCAAUCCAAAUAUUGGAUGGAUUCUUAAAGAUGGCGAUGGGUCUCUUCCCUCUACAAACGGUACAUGGAUAUAUUUGUAAAAAGAAGAGUAAAUUGUAGAUGGGAUGAUUAUAAAAGCCAAUCAAACUAUGUUUUAAGCUUCUAUUCACUGA